AUGAGUGAAACUCCUACUGAAGCUUCCAGAAGCAGAUUCGCCAGCAGAUCGAAUAAUACCACACCGGUUCAGAGGAACUCUAUGCUGUUCACUAACGCGGGUGUCCCAAUCCUUCAACCUGACGAUGAUGAUUUUAUGAAGGAGAAAGCUGAGGAAGAUAUUUCCUCGUUUGAUCCUCCCAUUUCCUCCAGCAAUGGUAUCCCAAACAUAAAUAUUUACAACCCAGGUGGUGUCGUCUCCAACCUGGAGAGUCCUCUCAAGAACUUCCCACCUGCCUCAUUGGGUUCAAGUAGACGAUCCCACAGAAAGAACAACUCCCGUAUAAGUAGGACUUUAUCUCCUACAAAGAGUACUGAUGCAUACAUUCCUACACCUCAAUUGCCACCAAGAUCAAGUUCUCCUCUUCCUUCCAGAAGCGCAUCCCCCAUCCGAUCCACGUCGCCCGUUCGCCAGCCUUUCAAUUUCGAAAAGCAUGAUUCUGCUCCUUCCAAAAUGAAUACCAAAUAUAGGAGAGGACACAAGUACAAACACUCCUCCAUUUCGAUGAACUUGUUUCAGGAACCCCCAAAGAGAGCACCGUUAGCAAUCCCUCAACAGUUACCAAUACCCAACCGAACAGAGCUGAUCGAAUCCUUGACCAAGGAGCAAAAAUACAGUUUAUUGUGGUGUUUCUUUUAUUUUGUUUACGAUGUCAUAGUCUAUGGACUCAGUGUUCAUUAUGGAAAUAUCUGCUUUAGUAUCCUAUCUCAUUUGCUAUUUUACGAUUUUUUUGGAAACUUCAUUGUGGUAUUGGUCCAUGUAAUGUCAAACUUCGACUCCUGGCAUCAUUCAACUUUAAAAUACCCCUUUGGGCUAGGAAGAAUUGAAGUUCUGGUUGGAUUUGCAUUGAGUGUAUCCUUGAUAUUUGUUGGUGGAGACCUAAUAUCGCAUAUACUGGAAGAACUGGCUGUAUCCCUUAUCCUACAUGAGUCUCAUUCUGAGCAUGCAAAACACUCUGAUCACUCCGAAAGUAUGAAUAAUUGGAUCUAUCUAGCGAUCGUUGCUUUAUCUAUCGCAGUCGCUUUUGCUUCCCCCAGAGUUAUCAACCAUUAUAUUCAGCAUGACAGGAAAACUUUUAACAACUCUACAAAUUUCCUAUCCAUAGCAUUUGGAGUAUACUCUCUAUUCUAUCCGAUAAUCAAAAAAUCAGUGCACGCAGAAUUGAUUAUGCAAGGAUUCAUUGUCCUUACUUCUGCGAUAAUUCUCUGGAUUGGUUGGAAACUUAUCCAAUCGCUAUCCAGGAUCAUUCUUAUAUCAUAUCCUUACACUGCCAAAUCUUAUUCACAACUGAUAGGAACAAUCAGGUCUCAUAUUCAUUCAAUUGAUGGUUUUAAGUCAACAUACGCCGUCAACAAGAUUAUAAUAUCCAAAGUUAACUACAAGAUAUUUGUAGUUCUACUGAGCAUUAGCAUUCCAGGUGCUUCUGAAGACGACGAAUCAAAGUUCACUUUUUACAUCUCAAAGAUUGUGAGAAGUUGCCUGAAUGAUGCCGUCACCAAGAACACCCACUUAAAACCACAGAACCUUGAUUCGAAGGCCUUUCUUGACCAAUUACUUCAGCAAUCAUCGGAUAUUGAUAUACAGACUUUAGAUGAGACUGGAGAUCGCUUUGAGAUUACAGUCGAAGUAGAACGUUAG
Messenger RNA from Komagataella phaffii GS115, 1677 nucleotides. RefSeq lists its product as uncharacterized. NCBI's taxonomy places the organism in Eukaryota, Fungi, Ascomycota, Pichiomycetes, Pichiales, Pichiaceae. Gene Ontology annotation, molecular function: monoatomic cation transmembrane transporter activity. Gene Ontology annotation, biological process: monoatomic cation transport; transmembrane transport. Gene Ontology annotation, cellular component: membrane. The record is from RefSeq and is a predicted model, not a curated record. The coding region runs from base 1 to 1677 and encodes 558 amino acids. The transcript has a single exon.